AUGAUCACGAACAAUGAUACAAAAAGAGCUCGAUUCGACAUGGCUUUUUAUCAAAGGCUUGUUCCCACAACGAUACAUACUUAUAGUGUGGUAGUGAUCAAGCUUUUUAUCCGCGUUAAGAUGUCUCGAAGGUACGACAGCCGAACAACCAUCUUCUCCCCGGAAGGCCGCCUCUACCAAGUGGAAUACGCGAUGGAAGCCAUCGGAAACGCAGGGUCCGCCAUCGGAAUCCUGUCAAAAGACGGUGUUGUCCUCGUGGGAGAAAAAAAAGUAACCUCAAAACUCCUCCAAACCUCCACCUCCACCGAGAAAAUGUACAAAAUCGACGACCACGUUGCCUGUGCAGUCGCCGGAAUAAUGUCGGACGCCAACAUCCUCAUCAACACCGCCCGUGUUGCCGCCCAACGCUACACCUUCUCCUACCAAACCCCAAUGCCAGUCGAACAGCUCGUCCAAUCACUAUGCGACACCAAACAAGGCUACACUCAAUUUGGCGGCCUCCGCCCUUUCGGGGUGUCGUUUCUGUUCGCAGGGUGGGAUAAGAACUACGGGUUUCAGCUUUACAUGAGUGACCCUAGCGGGAAUUAUGGCGGUUGGAAGGCGGCGGCGGUUGGGGCGAAUAAUCAGGCGGCUCAGUCCAUGUUGAAGCAGGAUUAUAAGGAGGAGAUAAGUCGGGAGGAGGCGGUGCAGCUGGCGCUUAAGGUGUUGAGUAAGACGAUGGAUAGUACGAGUUUGACGGCUGAGAAGUUGGAGCUGGCGGAGGUGUUUUUGGAUGAUGGUGGGAAGGUGAAGUAUCAGGUUUGUUCGCCGGAAAAUCUUGGGAAGAUGUUGGUUAAGUAUGGUGUCACUCAAGCUCCGGUGGAUACCUAAAGUGUGAGCCACGUGGCAUUGAGAUUCUGUUCUUUGGUUGUAGACUUGUUUUGGAUUUAUUUAAUUAAGUUGGAUGUUUGGUGAUAAAACUUAUGAUAAGAUGUUAAUUUGAUGUUGAAACGAAAAAAAUUUAUGAUUUGAUGUUUUUAUCGGUUUAAUUAUUUUGUUAGUUAUGUGGUG
Molecule: messenger RNA, 1050 nt
Organism: Lactuca virosa
Lineage: Eukaryota; Viridiplantae; Streptophyta; Magnoliopsida; Asterales; Asteraceae
Source: the annotation of a GenBank genome assembly